AUGUGUAACGCUCCAUUGCAUGGCCCGAACCUUGUCACUUCACAGUCCUCAAAACCCUCGCGAUCUGAACUUAUCAUGGAUGACAAAGUGAAAGCUUUAGAAGAGCGCACAACAGCAUGGAGAGAUAAAGCCUUGGAGUUUUACCGCGAAUUCGCUUACAUGGUGCACCUGACAAAUCGGAUACGACUUGCACGUUUCAAAGACGCCAUCAUCGCACGUCUACAAGAGGGUCAGGACCAGUUACGGAAGACUGAAAGUAGACAAGAGAAGGAGAUAGUGGCUCAGGAGGUACAGGCUCAUCUUGCUAUCAAGGCGUAUGAGAGCUUGGUCAGGCUAUACGAGAUAUUGCUUGCUUGGGAGAGAUUGGUUGACACCGUGACGUAUGCCGUCGAUGCGUUCAAGCAGGGCCUUGGAUUCAUUGAACGCAGGAAGGCGUACUCUUGUGAGAAGCUCUUCGAUCAAGUCCAUCACUUCCUGCAAGACCAUGAAGGCGUCGGCUUUGGAUACGACAUCCCAUUCCCGCGGGGCUACGAGCCUCCGCCCAAGGUGACCGCGGUGAGCUUUAAAGUGUUUGCCGGCAACUGA
Didymosphaeria variabile is the source of this 585-nucleotide messenger RNA. RefSeq lists its product as uncharacterized. The record is from RefSeq and is a predicted model, not a curated record. The transcript has 3 exons. NCBI's taxonomy places the organism in Eukaryota, Fungi, Ascomycota, Dothideomycetes, Pleosporales, Didymosphaeriaceae. Bases 1 to 585 code for a protein of 194 amino acids.